CAUGUGGAUCUGACGUGGCAUGACCCCGUGACUUGUCACGGUCCUGAGCUCUGCGUGGUUGUCGCAUAUACAGUGCUCCUGCUAGCAGGAUGGUCAGGGCAGGCUGAAUCGGCAUCUAUGUCUGUGUCCCUUACAGCUUUCUCUGUCCCAGCCAUCUCUCCACUGAAAGAGGGGAGACAAAGCACCAGCAGUGGGCUGAGAUGAUUUGGGAAGGCAGACGGAGGAGGACAGAGAAAGCAUGGAGAUGAGCUAGGGCCGCAGUCCAGGAAAAAAGUUGACAAGGGCUGGCUCCUAUUCAGGCUGCAGGGUCAAAGUGGAGGACGCUUGUGGUGUGGUGCCUGGUAUGUUGUUGGUGCUGCCUGGAGAAAGGGAUGCCAGAGGGGCCGUCCGUGAGGAAGUUUCACCAUCUGGUUUCUCCCUUUGUGGGGCAGCAGGUGGUCAAGGCAGGAGGCAGCAGCAAGAAGCUAAACCCCACAAGUUUCCAGUCCCUCUGGCUGCAGGACAGCCAGGUCCAUGGAAAGAAAUUAUUCCUUAGAUUUGAUCCAGAUGAAGAAGCUGUGUCCCUGGGCAAUUCCCCACUGUCAGAGCCUCUACGAAAAGGAGAGCAGAAGGACAAAGCCAGUCACCACCAAGAAGCCUCUGACCCGUCCUCCCAGUCCCCAGGAGGAGACAGUGCUGUCCCCAGUGGAGAUGAUGGUCUGCAGUGUUUGGGGGGAGACACCCCUGCAGGAGGUGCUGAGAGGUGGCUGCAGGUCAGCUUUGGUUUGUUUGGCAGCAUUCGAGUGAACGAGUUCUCCAGAGCGAAGAAGGCAAACAAGAGGGGUGACUGGAGGGACCCUGUUCCCAGGCUGGUCCUACAUUUCAGCGGGAGCGGCUUCCUGGCCUUCUAUAACUGUCAGAUGACAUGGCGCUUCUCUUCCCCUGUGGUCAGUCCCGCCUCUGACAUCUUGUCAGAAAUGUUUCACCGAGGACAGGCCCUGGAGGCUCUGGGCCGGGAGCAGCCCAUCUGCUAUACACUGUUGGACCAGCGAUACUUCUCAGGCUUAGGGAACAUCAUUAAGAACGAGGCCCUGUUCAGAGCCGGGAUCCACCCGCUUUCUCCAGGCUCCCUCCUGGGUCUUCCACGCCUCGAGGCCCUGGUGGACCAUGUGGUGGCCUUCAGUGCAGACUGGCUGCAGGGCAAAUUCCAGGGCACACGGCAGCACACGCAGAUCUACCAGAAGGAGCAGUGCCCUGCCGGGCACCAGGUGGUGAAAGAGUCCCUGGGGCCGCCGGGGGGCUUCCAGAGGCUCACGUGGUGGUGCCCCCAGUGCCAGCCCAGGUUGUCAGCAGAUGAGCCCAAGCAGGUGCAGCCCUCCUAGAGCAUCCAGCCUCCUUCUAUAUGGAGCUUUGCCCUGAAGGGACUGUGAUGCCUGAGCAUUGCAGACAGAGCUGUGGGCAGAGAUUGGGACUGGGCACAGGAAUUGGGUGGUUGGGAUGCUAGGACUAUUGAUGUCCAUCUCACUGCAGUGAGUUCAGUCUAGGGCGGUUUUCACAAAGUUUGAUUUUGUUCUCUGCUAGUUUUGGUUAAUUCUUCCUAUCUGAUCCCCAUUGUGAAAGAUGAGACAAGUCACAGUGGCACUUUAGGGAAGACCUCCCGAAAUGACAGUGUGGCAGAGCAAGUGAGAACCAGUGGGAGACAGCCAGGCCCAGCUCUGCUUUGCACAUGUUUUAUUUGGUUUGGUUUUGGUUUUAAAACACUGGCUGGAGUUAAGAUCCUCCAUUUGAGAACCAGGGAAAGGGAAUUAUCAUCCUUCUUUUUUCCCCAAGAGGGAUCCAGGGCUGAGGGGGAAGUAACAGGAGAGUAGUGCCCAAAUUUAGCCUCCCAAUUGGACCCUUCCCGUGGGACAGAGAAGGAGGAGAGACAGGAUCAGGGAGCUGGCCACGUUCCUGGUGUGUCCAAUGGGUUAUAGAAAAAAAAAAAAAAAAAACAAAACCUUGUUUCCUCCUCAAGGUGAUGUAUUUGUGACUAUUGACAAGCUCACCAGUACAGGGAUCAAAGUUGUUAGCGAAACCUUGAAGAAACCAGGACAUGGAAAUAAAGCUGUUCAUUACUU
Molecule: messenger RNA, 2096 nt
Organism: Bubalus bubalis (water buffalo)
Lineage: Eukaryota; Metazoa; Chordata; Mammalia; Artiodactyla; Bovidae
Gene: NEIL2
Product: nei like DNA glycosylase 2
Exons: 5
Coding region: 372-1361 (329 amino acids)
Biological process (GO): base-excision repair
Cellular component (GO): nucleus
Molecular function (GO): zinc ion binding; damaged DNA binding; DNA-(apurinic or apyrimidinic site) endonuclease activity
Source: RefSeq, a predicted model, not a curated record